This is a messenger RNA of Phanerochaete carnosa HHB-10118-sp, 1020 nucleotides long. RefSeq lists its product as uncharacterized. The transcript has 9 exons. The coding region runs from base 6 to 920 and encodes 304 amino acids. Lineage: Eukaryota; Fungi; Basidiomycota; Agaricomycetes; Polyporales; Phanerochaetaceae. The record is from RefSeq and is a predicted model, not a curated record.
GCACGAUGUCCCAGAGCCUGCCGUCGUACGACGACGUGCAGCGCGAGCACGACCUCCGGGCGUCCUUUGCCCACCUCACCCGCGACCACGAGGAGAUCCAGAAGCUGUUCAAGAGCGUCGCUGGCCAGCUCGAGUCGACGCCCCAGAUCGGCGAAGAGCACGACCUUGCGCAGGAGUGGGAUGCAUUGAUGAAGAGACACCGUAAGCUGUAUCGCGACUCGCAGCUGAAUGCGAGCCAGUGUGCGAGCUUCCUGAACAACUAUGCCACCAUUCUCAUCCCGCUGUCCGAGGGCGUGAUGACCCCAGACGACAAGAAGUUCAUGAUCAACAAGUUCACCGAGGCGGUCCCGGUACAUCAAGAAACAGCGAGGAGAAUCUCUGCACAGUUCCAUGACCUUGCCAAACAGGUCGAGGUGUUCCCGACUAAGGUCUCGAGCUUCCUCAGGCAGGAGGCCGACAAGGGCAACUGGCUACAUUUUUUGUGGACCGGCGUCGAAGAGUUGUGCAUGACCAUCUGGAAUGGCCUGCAAGCGCUCCUAAAGGCGAUAAUCAAUGUCUUCUACAACAUGCUUUCCCGAGUCGGGGCUAUCCGGUUCACUUGCGGUCCAUUCGUGCACGUAGACGUUGUGUUGAAUGAAUCGCGGAACCAGACCCAAGAAUCGAGCAUCUCAAAGCAGACCAUAGCCGACGCGAAAGCGGACUGCAAGGAGAUCGGGAACAAGCUCACCGGUUUCGAAGACGCGUGGCACAUGGUCCGGCUUGCCUGCCGCAAUCUGCUGGACAACGUCGAGCUUGCAGCCGGGAUGACCGGCACACGAGGUGACGUUGUCGAUGCAUACCUCAAACCGGCCGAGAUCGUGUACUAUCCUCUUGUGCACUGUCUGAGGUCCUACGCUGCUGGCAAGUCGCCGGUGGAGUAGGGCCCUUCGUUCGCCUCUAUGUACUCCCGCUGUCUUUUUCUGCAUCACGGAAUUGUUGUGUGUAUUAUAUGAUGUUUGUAAUUUAAUCACUUUUUCAAUG